AUGCAGACCUCGCCCGACCUGCCGACAACCGUGGACUUUGGAAACAACCUAGUCAACUUCAUCGAAGUCAGCGCAGACGACCUGCCGGCGAAGGCGCCUGUUGAGCCUGGAAAGGACGGUGUCGCCACGGCAGCCACCGUUGACAAGGGUGCUGCCAACACGUCUGCGUCGCAGGCUGAUGAGCAAGCCAAGCCCCCUAAAGGCAGAGAGGUGCCAUCGCCAAGUCAGUACUUUCAGCAAAUACCCAAGUACUUGGUGGAUUUCGACCAGCCCGAAGACUCGCCGGCGUAUCAGUAUGCGGUGACCGCUAUAGAGAAGCUGCCGACCCCUCCUAGCUUGCCUGGCUUCUUGGGCAAGCCCAUAUUGAACGCCGCGGUCCUCAUGAAGGACGACAACAGCGUGCUCAACAUGCCCAACCACACUGUUCUCAACCACCUUGCUACUAGUAGCAUUAAGAACAACAUCCUGGCUGUCUCGGCCACAACGCGCUACAAGAACAAGUAUGUCACGACAAUCAUAUAUAAACCCACCACAACGGACGAGUAG
Messenger RNA from Colletotrichum spaethianum, 546 nucleotides. Its product is annotated as 5'-AMP-activated protein kinase subunit beta-2. The transcript is spliced from 2 exons. Gene Ontology annotation, cellular component: nucleus; nucleotide-activated protein kinase complex; cytoplasm. The record is from RefSeq and is a predicted model, not a curated record. Gene Ontology annotation, biological process: signal transduction. Gene Ontology annotation, molecular function: protein kinase binding. The coding region runs from base 1 to 546 and encodes 181 amino acids. NCBI's taxonomy places the organism in Eukaryota, Fungi, Ascomycota, Sordariomycetes, Glomerellales, Glomerellaceae.